Molecule: messenger RNA, 3686 nt
Organism: Penicillium crustosum
Lineage: Eukaryota; Fungi; Ascomycota; Eurotiomycetes; Eurotiales; Aspergillaceae
Exons: 6
Coding region: 117-3620 (1167 amino acids)
Source: RefSeq, a predicted model, not a curated record
GUCAACUGUUAGUGUCUUUACCCGCUUUCUGGGGCCACAUUUCCCUCCUAUUCUCUCUUCUUCACAUCCAUUACCUUCGGCAUUGCGCCUCUUCUGGCAUCCAUGCGGUCCACGCCAUGUCUUUGAAUGGGCUUGAUACUGCCCCCGUCCUUGAAGCCUACCAAAGUGCCUUGGCCGACGCGGGCGGGUGGUUUCUACUACACUACAUCGCCAGAGAUGAGGUUGCCCUUCACGAACGAGGCACCGGCGGGGUGCCCGAGAUCCGGAAUGCCAUUGAGGGUUACGAGGAAUGCUCGCCGCUCUAUGGCUUCCUUCAAUACCGGCGCAGAAAAGUGAUCAUCCGCUACAUGCCGGAGGGGUUAUCCCGACUCAUACUAGCCCGAAGCAAUGUCCAAUUCCAGUCCGUCACCGACAAGUUCACCCCAAACGACACUGUACUGCCUCUAUCCAAAGCCUCCGAUCUCACCGAAAGCGCCUUGUCCUCUGCCUGUCUCCUCCAUACCGCUUCGACCUCAAUUACCUCUUCUUCGAGCUCUCUUCGCCGUCGUCGGCUGAUGGAAAUUACGGAAGAUGCUGAGGAGAAUGGCACAAAAGAUGAAACCCCGAAACCAAUACCACCUCCCCAGUCCGAGGCCCGACACAGACCAAGGAGCGUUAAGUCGGAAGCUACCCUCGUGCCGUCGCCCAUUGAACCCCCCGUCCCCGUGGAACCAGAACUACCCCCGAUAUCACCAGAAAGCGAAAAGGCAUCAGUCGAUCUCAUGCCACCUCCAUCCAGGGCGAGCUCCAGAGCCACAAUCUCUCGAGGAAGUCCCAUCGAACCACAAUCAGCAACAAUGUCCCCCAGAUCCAUAAAAUCAGAUCGCUCUCGCUCCAGUUCUAGGUACCGAACGAUCUUGGAUGAAUUCCCUCGUCCUUCAGAAGAGGCCCGGUUGUCCACCCAAUCCAGCCGCCCCUCACUCCAAGAUUUGGAACGGGCCGCAGGAUACACUCCAAAGGUUAAGUUGGGACCCCGACCGUCCGUGGAUAGCAGUGGAAGGCCCCGCACAGCAGGCAGUUCUCGAAAUGUAGACCAGCGCCCCGUGGCCUCCCUGCCGACAAAUAUGCGCACUUCUUCUGUGCGGAAGCAAAAUGGCGAUGCACCCCGCCCUCGAUCUCAGGGGAGCACUUUCGCAACUAAGCCCACCAGUCGUGUCCCGCCAGUCCCACCUUUACUGGUCCCACCCCCUCCAUUCCUAUUUCGAGACCUCAACUUUCCCCUAGCGCAAAAUCUCUUGGCUUUGCAGCAAAGGAAAAAGAAUAUGGCCAAGCGUGCGGAGGAAACAAAAAAGAAGCAAGUCUCGGAGCAAGGAGAGCUCAAACCAGUGAAGGAUAUUGUCAAGGAUCUGGAUGACGAUAAAGAAAAUCUCAUUCAGAUUCACUAUCCCGAUUCUGAAAUGCUGCAGUCGGAGCGGGAGACAAUUCAACAAGAUCAACGGGAGCUUCCUUCGGCCAUGUCACCCGUGCCUCUUGAGCUCGCCCCUGAGCUUGUUCCUGAACCUAUUCUUGAACCCGCCUUCGAGUCUGUUCAUGACUCCACCCUUGAAAAUGCACCCGCGCCUGUUCCCGAGACCGUUGUUGAAUCCGCUCCUGGGCCUGUUGAUGCUUCCAGUCUUGAAUUUUCCCGCGAACCCGUCCCCGAGGCCAUUGUUGAAUCCGCUCCCGAGCCUGUCGAGGCAUUUGCUGAGCCCCUUUCUGAACUUGCCCCUAAGCCCGAUGACUCGAAUUCCGACGCUGCCCUCGAACCAUCCACCGAAUCAAUUGUUGAGUCUGCUAUGACGCCUGAACUAGAGCAGCCCUCGGAGCCUCUUGAGGCUGAAUCAGAACCGAUCGCUGAUCUACCUCCUGCUAACGUUGAUGAUGGGUCCACACCUGUAGAGACCGUUAAGGCAGAAACGCUGCAGACACCCCCUGAGGAUGAAACACGCACUGAGCACCAGGACUCCGCAAUUCCUGGUCUCGCCCCACCUACCUUUAAUCUUGGUGUUCCCCUCCAAAAUGAGCCUUCGGGUGCCCAACGACCUGAUUCAGGGGACGUCCCCGAAACACACCUCGAAAUUUCCCCAGUUGUAGAUGCGCCAACUGACGAGCCUUCUGAGGUGGUAAUCUCAUCAGAGGUCCUUGAGGCGGCGGAUGAGGCAACCCCUGAUCACCCAAUUUCCGAGAAAGCCGAGCCUCUUACCCUGGAUCAGAGGCGCAGGGUCCACCUGGAGCCUAUUCAAGUGCCCACCCUAGAGUUCUCGGACGACGACAACCUCCUUUCCGACGAUUCAUUCAUGGAGGAAUUGACCUCAGCCACUGUUCAGGAGGCCAGACCAGUAUCUGUGAAAUCUCCCAACGGCGUCGAUCACGCCUGGAGGAAUUCACGCGCCGUCUCUAGCCCAUUCUCAAUGGGAUCACCGUCGGGUAUGCAAGCUCUCGCAGUGGGCCGGUCCAUUUCUAGUUCUCACUCCGAAAAUGGCUCGCCUACGCCGGUACUCAUGGCGAAAAAGAUCAACGUCUCCUCUGGAAUUUCUAGUCGUAUCAAGGCCCUUGAAAAGUUCACGAGCCGCGAAGGCACUCCCUCGGGUGCGAGUCCGGCGGUAAGUGUGCCAUCAGCCUCCUCGUCUUUCGAGAACCUUCGCAAACGCGCAUCUAUCUCGUUGCCCAGUGGGAACCACGAAAGCACCCCGCCACACACAAUGCAUUUUGCUCACGUCCCCGACAACUUUACCCGUGCGCCGAGCUUGAGUCGACACAACCGUCAGGUGUCUGUGGAUGUUACGCGCCCAACUAGCUCUGUUUCCGUGAAAGCCCGUAUCGUGCGCGAUGCAGAUAUCUCACCCGGGUCUUCCGGACUUGAGCCCUCGGAGUCCGAUGUUGUCAAACUUCAGGCUAGUCCUUUGACUGUGGAGCAUGAGACAGCCGAGGCGCCACUCCCUCAGGUCUCUCCCAUCGAGCCUGCCAGCCUUCCCCAGGACCGAAGCCCGUCAAUGUCGUCUACUACAUCUAGUCGCCAAGCGACGUCUCGCCCCGGCAGCCGCCCUUCUCUCCCCUCGCGCUCUCGGACUGACGACAGCGUCCAAUCCGCCUCUUCCACAUCCGAAGAUAAGAAGAUGUCUCGCACCUCGCGACUCAUGCGCCGUAUGUCCUCGAUCACAUCCAACUCUCGCCGCAGCAUUAUCGGAGCCCUCAGCUCGCCAGUCAAGGAAGAGUAUGUUCCCGCCUCUACAAAUGGGUCUAGCAAGGCUCCAGGGUCUACUAGCUCGCGUACUUCAGAACCAAUUGAUAUUGGUGAAGUAAACGUCCAGUUCCCAGAAACUCUUCUGUGGAAGCGUCGGGUCAUGCGCAUCGAUGAACAGGGAUACGUUGUUCUCACGCCUGGCACCAACGAUGCCACCACCCGCAACAUGACUAAACGUUACCAUCUCACUGAGUUCCGCACUCCGUGUCUUCCUGAUGAAGACAUGCAGGAAUUGCCCAACACUAUCUUGCUCGACUUCCUAGAUGGAAAUACGCUUCAGUGUGCUUGUGAAUCCAGACAGGGACAAGCUUCUGCUCUUCAGACUCUCAUCGAGGCUCACAGUGCCCACCAGCAAUAAUCCUCCCAAUUGGUCAAAGGACAGGACUCCUCACACCGAUAAUCCUGUCUUCCAUACUUUCAUUCU